AUGAGUAGUUCCACGCACAGGGCCAUCUUUGGUCGUUCUCGCUGGACACAUUUCUGAAACUAGUGUCUUUUUAACCUGAUACCAUUUUUUGAAGAAUCAACUCCGGUUUUUUUCUCGUAUUUGCUUAAUAAUAAAGCCUACCAACAACCAUGGAUGAAGAAUAUGAUGUUAUUGUGUUGGGUACUGGUCUUACGGAAUGUAUUCUCUCUGGGAUCAUGUCUGUGAAUGGCAAGAAAGUUCUUCACAUGGAUCGGAAUCCUUACUAUGGAGGGGAGAGCUCUUCAAUAACGCCCCUUGAAGAGCUGUACAAGCGGUUUGGAAUUCCUGACGGCCCUCCGGAAUCCAUGGGCAGAGGACGGGACUGGAAUGUUGACCUCAUCCCCAAAUUCCUCAUGGCAAACGGCCAGCUGGUGAAGAUGCUGCUGUACACGGAGGUGACCCGGUACCUCGACUUCAAGGUGGUGGAAGGAAGCUUCGUCUACAAGGGGGGGAAGAUCUACAAAGUGCCGUCCACAGAGACAGAGGCGCUGGCCUCCAAUUUGAUGGGAAUGUUUGAGAAACGCAGGUUCAGGAAGUUCCUGGUGUUUGUGGCCAAUUUUGACGAGAAUGACCCCAAGACUUAUGAGGGAGUGGACCCCAAGUUGACCACCAUGAGGGAUGUUUACAAGAAGUUUGACCUGGGUCAGGAUGUGAUUGAUUUCACUGGCCAUGCACUGGCGCUUUACAGGACAGAUGACUACCUGGACCAGCCUUGCCUGGAGACAAUUAACCGCAUCAAGCUGUAUAGCGAGUCCCUGGCACGCUAUGGCAAAAGCCCAUACCUGUACCCUCUGUAUGGGCUGGGGGAGCUGCCUCAGGGAUUUGCCAGAUUAAGUGCAAUUUACGGAGGGACAUACAUGCUGAACAAGCCUGUGGAGGAGAUCGUUACGGAGAACGGUCAUGUCAUCGGAGUCAAGUCAGAGGGAGAGGUGGCACGCUGCAAACAGCUUAUCUGCGACCCCAGCUACUUGCAGGAUCGUGUGCGGAAGGUAGGUCAGGUGAUCCGGGUGAUCUGUGUGCUGAGUCACCCCAUCAAGAACACCAAUGAGGCCAACUCCUGUCAGAUCAUCAUCCCGCAGAACCAGGUCAACCGCAAGUCAGAUAUCUAUGUAUGUAUGAUCUCGUAUGCUCACAACGUGGCGGCCCAGGGGAAGUACAUUGCCAUUGUCAGCACCACAGUGGAGACCAGCGAGCCAGAGAAAGAGAUUGAGCCAGCCCUGGAGCUACUGGAGCCCAUCGACCACAAGUUUGUGGCCAUCAGUGACCUGUACGAAUCCACAGACGAUGGCAGUGAGAGUCAGAUCUUCUCGUCUCGCUCCUACGAUGCCACCACUCAUUUCGAGACCACCUGCAACGACAUCAAAGACAUCUACAAGAGGAUGACAGGAAGUGACUUCGACUUCGAGAACAUGAAGCGCAAACAGAACGACGUCUUCGGGGAGGAUGCGCAAUAGAGAGGAGGCUACCCCCCCCCCCCCACGGUGAUGUCAUCUCAAACACACCGGUAGAGAGGGGGCUGCUCCCCACCCCCCCCCCCACCCCCCCCCCGUGAUGAGGUCAUCUCAAACACACCAGUAGAGGGGGGCUGCCCCCCAGCGGUGAUGUCAUUUCAAACACACCAGUAGAGAGGGGGCUGCCCCCCCACGGUGAUUUCAUCUCAAACACACCCCUGACUCCAUUCCACUCAUAAAGCUGGCACUUUCUUACCUGGACAGACACUUAUCUGCUGCAUUGUUUGCUCUUAGCAUUAGCCCUCCUUUAGAAACCUAACACCAAUCACCAACAACUACACAUACUCAGUCGUGCUGAAUAUAGAAACACUAAAAGAAACUUAAUACAAUCAGUGACAAACAUUUCAACAUGGAAAAAGACUUCUAGGAGAAACGUUUGCCAUUGAAUUUAUUGUCACUUCGUAUUUCUAAUCAAACAAUUAAAUAAUGUAGUGCCCUGCACUGAUUGUUUGUGUAGACACCCAAGAGCACAAGUCUGGGUGCAGGUCAAGCUUCAGCAUACGACCGUGUUGAAAACUGUUAAAAUAAAUAAAUAAAUAAAUACCAGCUAUGUCAUUACAUGUUAUAAUCUAUAUUAGCAAUUUCCUUUAAUAUACAGUUUAAAACAUUCAUUUACUAUUUUGGAUCAGGUUAAAAUCACCUUUCAGAAUUGCCUGCUGCAAAUUCAGCAUUGGCUAUUACUGAAGAACUAAAACAAUCACAUCCACCAAACCCAGAUUCAAAUUAAACACAUACAAGUCACUUCCCCAUUAAAAACUAUUAGCAACAACUACACUUAGAAUUGCACUAGAUUUCACACCCAUAAUGUCAAUGACAAAGCUCUGUAAUGUUUAAACCACAACACGGUAUAUAUGAACAGAUUAAAUACAUUAGUAUGGGUCUGUUUUUAUGUCUUUUAAAAGGGUUUGUGUAUGUGUACUCUCAACUUGAUUAUAGGCAUCCAUGUAUUAUUAUAACUUGUACAAUUUUCAGUACUGACCCACAGCAGUCAUUGGAAAGCAGCACCUCCAAACAGCCUCGCGAUAAAUACAUUCCAGGAAAAACCAGGACGGGUGUCAACUCUCCUUCUCUCUCCCAACUCUACGUCUCUCUCCCAACUCUCCUUCUCUCUCCCAACUCUACAUCUCUCUCCCAACUCUCCUCUCUCCCAACUCUACGUCUCUCUCCCAACUCUCCUUCUCUCCCAACUCUACAUCUCUCCCAACUCUACGUCUCUCUCCCAACUCUACGCCUCUCUCCCAACUCUACGUCUCUCUCCCAACUCUACAUCUCUCUCCCAACUCUCCUUCUCUCUCCCAACUCUACGCCUCUUUCCCAACUCUAAGCCUCUCUCCCAACUCUCCUCUCUCCCAAAUCUACGUCUCUCUCCCAACUCUCCUUCUCUCUCCCAACUCUACGUCUCUCUCCCAACUCUCCUUCUCUCCCAACUCUACAUCUCUUUCCCAACUCUACGUCUCUCUCCCAAAUCUCCUUCUCUCUCCCAACUCUACAUCUCUCUCCCAACUCUAUGUCUCUCUCCCAACUAUCCUUCUCUCUCCAACACUACGUCUCUCUCCCAACUCUACGUCUCUCUCCUAACUCUCCGUGUUUCAAUUCUGUUGACUCCCAUUUUUAAAGAACUGGGCUAGAGGUACACUAAAACAGAGCACACAUAACGCGUAAUUGCUUCAAUAUUCUAUUGUAAUAGAGAGCUACAGCUUUAUUUUUCCUCUUCACAUUGUUGUUAUUGUCAUUGUUAAGAAAAUUACUAUAAUUGUUAUUAUUACUAUUAUUUUCGUAAUUGUUUACAUUGUAGCUUGAAAUAGGGGUGUUAUUUCACAACAAAAAGACUUUAUUUAAUAUAAAUAUUUUUUAAGUGUAAAAGCCGUGUAGGGUAGGGCAAGGGAGGGAGCAGUGAAGUUGUUAGAGCUGAGGGCAAUUACAAAGUACUAUGGCCUUGUCAUGAGAGCUGGGGGACUGACCGAUGCAGCCUAGGGGUUAGAAUGAGGCACUGAGGGAGAGAAUCAGCCUAAAGGGUAUAGCGGGAUUGGGAGAGAGCAGGGUGUGUGGCCUAGUGGUUAGAGUUAAGGAACUGGGAGGGCGGGAGACAGUGUGGCUUAGUGGUUAGAGCUGAGUAAACAGUGUGGCUUAGUGGUUAGAGUUGAGGAACUGGGAGGGAGGGAGGGAGGAAGACGGUGUGGUCUAGUGGUUAGAGCUGAGUGAACAGUGACUUAGUGGUUAGAGAUGAGGAACUGGGAGGCAGGGAGGAAGACGGUGUGGUCUAGUGGUUACAGCUGAUUGACUUGGAAAAGCCUACAUAGUUGACUCAGUUUACUGUAAGAAAGAUUCAUUUACAUAUCAUAGUGGGUCAUGAUAAAACCUUACAAGAAUGAAGUAUACUGAAGUACAAUUACAAUAAAAAUGUCCUGAUUUCAUGACACCGCCACAGAAAUAAGUCCUGCAUAUACCAUAGUGGUUUGUUUGGACAUUGAUUAGAUAUGGUGAAUAAAACACUUCAGCCUGUGUAUCUUGAAAAAUAAAUACCAAUUAUGUCCAUUACAUGGCAGUGUCUACUACAAUAGCUUCAGCUCUGAGAUGAAAAGGGUUGGCCACUCUAGUUAAGACCAAUCCCUAACCCCUUGAUUAAAGACAUUAUAAUAUGAUUUAUUUUCUUGACCACUUUUUGUUGUGAAAGUCCAACACCAAUGCAAAACACAGAGGAUCGGAAGUUAAAAUCGGGUUCUUUAGCAACAACAACUACAGAUGGUACCAGUGCAAUAUUUUAGAAAAGAACUGUGCUGAUAAGAUUUUUACCAUUGGUGAAAUCACAAAUCAGCUCAUUCUGAAUGCAUGUUCUAGCUGUAAGUCAGUAUUAGAGCUGACAUCUGCUCUGAAGUAAGAGUGUAUCGUAUACCCACACAGAGAGGCAUGUACGCUUAUCUUAUUGGGUGGAGCUGUUUUCUGUGAAAAUGCAGUUUCAUAUAUUGGCCCAAGACUAAAAUGGCCAAGAUGAGACAUUCUAGUAAAGGCCUAAACCAGGGAUAGAAGCCAAUAUCAAAGCCUUGAGUGAUGGCUCUUGUGACUCUUUCACUCUUCACAAACCUAAUGACUGACAGGCUUGGCAGUCAGCAAGAGGCUUUGACCCUGAAGACACUGCAUGAAGACUGAGACUUUCUUUAACCUAGUCUAGGACCAGAUGUCUUGAAAAGAAAACCGAUUGUCACUAUAAAAUGUGUUUCUUUCAAGCAUAGAAACCUAUGAAGUGUAAAGAUUUAGGGAAUUAUUUUGUUUGCUACAACUACUAAGCAUAGUCUUUUCGCACAAUUAUACGCUACAGCACAGUUAGUAUAGAAGCCUCUCUGUUCUGGAAGAAUAUGGUUUCUUAGAAAACCUAAAUCUCAAACUGCUCAGCACAGAACAUGCAUUCCUGCAGAGCCCUCCUUUUAACUUCCCUCCCUCUUCCAAAGCCUUCCUGUGUAUCGCCGACAUGCAUUUCCUUGCGUUUGAGAUUUCCUAGUCAUUCCUCAAACACCUUUUGUGUCUCUUGUGUCAGCGGAAGCAACCCUGAACGUUGCUUCCUCCCACCUUGGUGUUGUCAUCUUUAUUUGUGUGCGUCUUACAAUUUCGUUGUCGCAAGUUUUGUUUGUAAAGAAAAAAAUAAAAAGCUGCUCUUUAAUGAAAACAAUGUUUAACUGUACCGAGAACCUAAGCUAAGAAAGCUCUUUUUUUUUUUAGUAACAGACUAAAUCUUUUUCAGCUCUGUAUUUGCCUUCUAUUUCGUAGUUGCUAGGAAACAUGGAACUCCCAGCAACCUUAGGGAUUCCUAUUACUGUACCUCCUAUGAUUCUUAGGACAUCAUAGAAGAACUAAAAAGGACAACGUUUUGAGAUUUUUUAACUAGUUAUUUUAUGGUGUAGUGUCCAUUUACAAAAUUACAACAGGUCUUGACUUUAAAGGGCAGCUUUGAUUUAUUUCUUUUUUUUAUGGCCUCUUACAAUUGUCUUAACUUAUUUGGACUUACAAGUAGCUUGCUUGUGGCAUCAUUUGAAUACUCGUAUGUGAACAUUACCUAAUGUAUUGUGGAAAAUAAUAAAAACAGACACACAACAAUUGUGGAAAUAGCAGUGACAAAAUGAUGUAUGUGUUAUUUAGAAUGGAAACACAACCAGAUAAUAACCUUUUCUGUGUGAAGUCAUCUUCACAAACAAAAUAUAAGAUUGCUCGGCAAAUGGUAGUAACUGGAAUGCUAUGUACGACAACAAUGGACACUGUGUCCCCCAAUUCCAGCCCCUGUCUGCUUAAUGACAUUAAAAGCCUUCUGUGGGGCAUUGCUUUAAUUAAGACACUGACUUGUGUAACAAAACACAUCAAAUAUUCUUCCAUAUCACAGGUCAAUAUUAUAUCUGCUAACUUUUGAAGCUGAUUAUCUAUUUCCAUAUAUUGAUUGAAAUCUCACUAACACCUAUAGUAAGAAAACCUGCAGAGUGUGCUUGGAUGAGUUUGAGAUGGGUACAGUGAAGUAAAAAACGCAAGGUUUGCUUUAGUGCUUUGUAUUAAUUCAAAGUUUAGAUUGAUUAUGAACCUUUAUGUUACAAAAAAUUCUGGAGAAUAAGCACAAAUUAAAAAAAAACACCACAUACACACCAUUCCAGCAGAUUGAACAGAACUCAGCACACACACCAUUCCAGAAGAUUGAACAGAACUCAGCACAUACACACCAUUCCAGAAGAUUGAACAGAACUCAGCACAUACACACCAUUCCAGAAGAUUGAACAGAACUCAGCACAUACACACCAUUCCAGAAGAUUGAACAGAACUCAGCACAUACACACCAUUCCAGAAGAUUGAACAGAACUCAGCACAUACACACCAUUCCAGAAGAUUGAACAGAACUCAGCACAUACACACCAUUCCAGAAGAAUGAUCAGAACUCAGCACAUACACACCAUUCCAGAAGAAUGAUCAGAACUCAGCACAUACACACCAUUCCAGAAGAAUGAUCAGAACUCAGCACAUACACACCAUUCCAGAAGAAUGAUCAGAACUGACUGUGCCUGCAAAGUACAAAAUGACCAUUUCACAUCACCAGGGAAAAGAAAUUCAUGCCAAACGUUUCGACUAAAAAUCUAAAAUAUCUCAAUGUUGAAAUUAGUUUUGGUGCGCUGGAUAAACAAGAAUGUCUACCAGAACUUAUUUCAACACUGAAACUGAGAAAGACUUUCAAAUGAAAUGUUUUAUGUAGUAUUUCUGAAUGUACCACUAUCGAACGUCAUAUUGUUAUGGAUUUAUUCUGAAUGUAUCCUGGAUCAGGCCUUGUGGACACAAUAUCUAGUCCAAUCAGAAUUUCUUGUUCAUAUGUAUUUUACCCAUACCGUUUCCAAUGGUUAUACCACCAUACUCAUAUAUACACCACUGCCAUCUACAGGACAUUUGUUACAUAACAGAUAGUGGUAUGUGAUCCACAUUAACAGCAGAUAUUACAAAGCAGUUUGAAGAGCUGCUACAGUAGUUUCCCCUGGUGGUAUAAUUCCAUAGAGUUCAGAGGUACAGUAUAGUGGUUCACACUUUAUUUCAAAUGAUUCUGAUUGUUAUUCACAGAGUUCAGCUGUCAAAUCAUGAAUGCUUCUUCCCCGAGAUGGGCCUGUAUGUCUGUGUUGCGCACCCUCUCCAAUUCUGAAUUACAAGUGAAAUAAAAGGGUAUCUGUCA
Messenger RNA from Acipenser ruthenus (sterlet), 7236 nucleotides. Its product is annotated as rab GDP dissociation inhibitor alpha. The coding region runs from base 150 to 1493 and encodes 447 amino acids. Gene Ontology annotation, cellular component: cytoplasm. The record is from RefSeq and is a predicted model, not a curated record. Gene Ontology annotation, biological process: protein transport; vesicle-mediated transport; small GTPase-mediated signal transduction. Gene Ontology annotation, molecular function: Rab GDP-dissociation inhibitor activity. Lineage: Eukaryota; Metazoa; Chordata; Actinopteri; Acipenseriformes; Acipenseridae. The transcript is spliced from 11 exons.